AGGCGGGAGUCGAGGAGGGGCUGCCAAGGGGCGUCGGGUUACAUCUCCGCCUCCUCCGCCUGAGCUGGAGCAGCCGGGGUUGCGGGACUACAGUUGGGAAACAUGCUGGACGCGAGCGGCUGGAAGCCCGCGGCGUGGACAUGGGUGCUGCUGCUGCAGCUAUUGCUGGCGGGGCCCGGAGACUGCCUGAGCCGUCAGGAGCUCUUCCCCUUCGGCCCUGGGCAGGGGGACCUAGAGCUGGAGGCCGGGGACGACGUGGUGUCCCCCGCUCUGGAACUGAUCGGAGAGCUGAGCUUCUAUGAUCGUUCGGACAUCACGUCGGUCUAUGUCACUACAAAUGGCAUCAUCGCCAUGAGCGAACCCCCAGCCAGAGAAUCCCAUCCCGGAACCUUCCCACCCAGCUUCGGCUCAGUGGCGCCUUUCCUGGCUGACUUGGACACAACAGAUGGCCUGGGGAAUGUGUAUUAUCGAGAAGACUUAUCCCCCUCCAUCAUGCAGAUGGCAGCGGAGUAUGUCCAGAGAGGCUUCCCGGAGGUCCCUUUCCAGCCCACUAGUGUGGUGGUUGUCACUUGGGAGUCCGUGGCCCCCUAUGAAGGGCCCAGUGGGAGCUCUGCCCAGGAAGGCAAGAGAAACACGUUCCAGGCUGUGCUGGCCUCCUCAAAUUCCAGCUCCUAUGCCAUUUUCCUUUAUCCUGAAGAUGGUCUACAGUUCUUUACAACAUUCUCGAAGAAGGAUGAAAACCAAGUGCCUGCCAUGGUUGGCUUCAGCCAAGGCUUAGUGGGAUUUCUAUGGAGAAGUGAUGGAGCCUACAACAUAUUUGCCAAUGACAGGGAAUCAAUUGAAAAUUUGGCCAAGAGCAGCAACGCUGGACACCAGGGUGUGUGGGUGUUUGAGAUCGGGAGUCCUGCUACUGCCAAGGGUGUGGUGUCUGCAGAUGUGAACCUAGGCCUGGAUGACGAUGGAUCAGACUAUGAGGAUGAAGAGUAUGACCUGGCAACCUCUCACCUAGGCCUGGAGGAUAUGGCCACCCAACCCUUUCCAUCCCCUAGUCCAAGAAGGGGAAACACCCACCCACACGAUGUACCCAGGGUCCUCUCUCCUAGCUAUGAGGCUACAGAAAGACCCCAUGGGAUCCCCACUGAGAGAACCAGGACCUUCCAAUUGCCAGCAGAGAGGUUUCACCAGCAGCACCCUCAGGUUAUUGAUGUGGAUGAAGUAGAGGAAACAGGAAUUGUAUUCAGCUACAACAUAGGUUCCCAGCAGACGUGUGCCAACAAUAGACACCAGUGCUCCGUGCAUGCAGAGUGCAGAGACUAUGCUACUGGCUUCUGCUGCAGGUGCGUGGCCAACUACACGGGCAACGGCAGGCAGUGUGUAGCAGAAGGUUCCCCACAGCGGGUCAAUGGCAAGGUGAAGGGAAGGAUCUUCGUGGGGAACAGCCAGGUGCCCGUGGUGUUUGAGAACACUGACCUACACUCCUAUGUGGUGAUGAACCAUGGACGCUCUUACACAGCCAUCAGCACCAUUCCUGAAACUGUUGGGUAUUCUCUGCUUCCCCUGGCACCCAUUGGAGGCAUCAUUGGAUGGAUGUUUGCAGUGGAGCAGAAUGGGUUCAAGAAUGGGUUUAGCAUCACUGGGGGCGAGUUCACCCGACAAGCCGAGGUGACCUUCUUGGGGCACCCGGGCAAGCUGGUCCUGAAGCAGCACUUCAGUGGUAUUGACGAACACGGACACCUGACCAUCAACACAGAACUAGACGGCCGAGUGCCACAGAUCCCCUAUGGUUCUUCAGUGCACAUUGAGCCCUACACAGAGCUGUAUCACUACUCCAGCUCAGUGAUCACUUCCUCCUCCACCCGGGAGUACACGGUGACUGAGCCUGAUCCGGACGGCACUGCACCCUCACACACCCAUGUUUACCAGUGGCGUCAGACCAUCACCUUCCAGGAGUGUGUCCAUGAUGACUCCAGGCCAGCCCUGCCCAGUACCCAGCAGCUCUCCGUGGACAGUGUGUUUGUCCUGUACAACCAGGAGGAAAGGAUCUUGCGCUAUGCCCUCAGCAAUUCCAUCGGGCCUGUGAGGGAGGGCUCCCCCGAUGCUCUUCAGAAUCCAUGCUACAUUGGCACUCACGGGUGUGACAGCAAUGCAGCCUGUCGCCCUGGCCCUGGAACACAGUUCACCUGCGAAUGCUCCAUUGGCUUCCGAGGAGAUGGGCAGACUUGCUACGAUAUUGAUGAAUGUUCAGAGCAACCUUCCAGGUGUGGAAACCAUGCAGCCUGCAACAAUUCCCCAGGAGCCUACCUCUGUGAGUGCGUGGAGGGCUACCACUUUUCAGACGGGGGAAUAUGC
Molecule: messenger RNA, 2349 nt
Organism: Cricetulus griseus (Chinese hamster)
Lineage: Eukaryota; Metazoa; Chordata; Mammalia; Rodentia; Cricetidae
Source: RefSeq, a predicted model, not a curated record